Molecule: messenger RNA, 683 nt
Organism: Sorghum bicolor (sorghum)
Lineage: Eukaryota; Viridiplantae; Streptophyta; Magnoliopsida; Poales; Poaceae
Exons: 3
Coding region: 63-449 (128 amino acids)
Biological process (GO): dephosphorylation
Molecular function (GO): protein tyrosine/serine/threonine phosphatase activity
Source: RefSeq, a predicted model, not a curated record
CAUGUUCUCACCAUUUCUUCUUUUCAUUCACCUGUUUGUGCUGCUACGAAGAUUUGUGAAAAAUGAGCCUUUAUACACUGAGGUUGCAGAUGGAGUGUUUGUUGGAGGAUGGCCUUCUUCGGUUGAACACCUGCCACCAGCCAUCACAAAUUGAGUCUGCCGUGCGAUGGGCUGUGAGAAAGCGGUCACAGAACAAGCCUGUCUAUGUCCACUGUGCCUAUGGUCAUGGCAGAAGUGUCUGUGUGAUGUGCGCGCUUCUUGUUGCAUUAGGAUUGGCUGAAGAUUGGAAAGCUGCUGAGCAAAUGAUCCGUGAGAAGCGACCUUAUAUUAGCAUGAACACUCUUCACCGCAAAAGCUUGGAGGAAUGGUCAAAACAUUUGCUCUCCUCUAAAAGAAGUGGGGAAUCGGAUGUGAGUUCUGUUAUCCAUUCGGAUUAUAACCAGAAAUAAAAUUGAACCAGCAAGAGACACGCGUGUUCAGUAACUGUGAUAUUUAAGAUGCAUUGUACAUUCGGUAGUAUUGUUUGCUGCUGUCCUAGUGAAUGCCUAUGGUUCAUUCUAAGCUAUCCUUUUGUGGUAAUUGUUUUGUAAAAACUAUAUGUUUCAAAUUAUGUCGAUACUGUAGCUUUACACUGCUAGUUCUUUAAGGAAGAUUUAGUGUCCUUGCCUCCUUUUUUUUUUCUC